AUGCCGCUCUUCACACCAAUCUGGGACUACGAUCGGUUCCCAAUUGGUCCCUGUAUCCGGGAGAACAGCCGGUCGUCCCAGGAACACGAGAGCCCGCUCCUGAUGCUCGAGUAUCACCAGCAGAACCAUCGCCCGCAAAGCAACGUUCGUUCUAACCCCGGUACUGCUCAGAUGAUGCGGUCGGGGUCUUCGUCGUCUUCUGCCUCUGCCUCUUCCGUCACAUCCUUUCAACGACAAAAGAACUACAACAAGCAUGGCAGCAGUCGGAGUAGCAGUAGCAGUAGGCAUGGGAGCCAAAAGAUUCUUCUUAUCAAUGACCUCGGCAAGCCCUUGUCUAAUGGCAAUGGUGUCUCCGAGUUUCUUCCUGGCGCCAGCUCAUCUGCCUCUCUUUCUCCUUCUCUUACUGUCGCCGAUCCAUCCAUUUCCCCAGACCUCCUCCUCUUUUUCCAACCGCCCAUCAACGGAAGUGGUGACCACCACCAUCUUGCCGAUCUGGACCAAGAGCCCAAUACCACAAAGCCAACAACAUCAGCAACAGCACCACCAGCAGCCCCAGUACCGACGAGCAAGUUUGACCUGUAUAAGGCUCAAAUGGACCGUGUCCGAUCCUCACACCGCCUGCACGGACGAUCGGCCUCUGCCUCUGUCUCUGCCUCCCCAACAACAACGGUCAAGGGAGGAUUCCCGUUUCCAUCGACUCCUUCGUCGUCGGUCUAUUCGCCCCCUAGUACAUCAUCGCCUACGACUAUUUAUACUCCGUCUGCCUCAUCCUCUGUCGCGGCCUCCUUUGUCACAUCCUCAAACAAUAACAACUCCAAAAAGGCACACCACCAGCACAAUAUUUUCCCGAAACUGUUCAAGAAACCUACUCUUUCGAAAUCCUCCCGUGUUCGUAACCUUCCCACUGCACAGCACCCAACAACACCUGCAACAGUCACCCCUUCGAUCGUCAACAGCAACAACCACAAUCAGGAUGGGUCCAGAGCCUCACUCUCCCUCUCCCGUCGCGGAUCCCGAUCCAUUGAACACCCACAGCUUCAGAACCAACCACACCUCCAAAGAUCCCCCAUCGAGGAACAACAAGACCGCUGGCGCGAAGAAUGGCUCCGCCCCUCGGGCGCAAUCCACUCCAUGUUCCGCGACGGGCCCUCAAAAUUCAACUGCCCCCACUGCGGUGCCAUGAAAGUCGUCUCCAACAUCCAGUACGUCCCCGGCUUAAUGUCGUACCUGGUCGCGUUCGGACUGAUGUUCUUGACACUGGGCACGUUGAGCUAUUUGCCGUUCCGGAAGGACCAUGAGGGAACCAAGGAUUGUAUCCAUUGGUGUCCCGAGUGUGAGCGCAAGGUUGCCCGGUUCAACCGCGCAAACUCCACCUGGGAGUGGAUCUAA
This is a messenger RNA of Linnemannia hyalina, 1389 nucleotides long. The record is from the annotation of a GenBank genome assembly. Lineage: Eukaryota; Fungi; Mortierellomycota; Mortierellomycetes; Mortierellales; Mortierellaceae.